AUUUCUGGGGACCAGAGACUAUCUGCUUUUAAAUCCUUAAUUAAAAGACCCUGGACUUUUAAAUUUCAGGAUCUAAACAGAAGUGCAAAUGGUAGGGAACCUUUAGGAAAAGAGAAUUAGCUCAGUGGAUUAAUUUGGUCCCUUUUGCCCGUGAGGACAGCCUUUGGACCCAGUCUCUGGCUGCAGAGCUAGAAGCGCAGGCUGUCGGGGUUGUGUGCCAACUAUAUAGUCCUCUUUCUUCCUCUCAGUCUAGAAUUCAGAUCCCUCUUGCUGAAAUGGGCUGAAAAAGAGCUGUAGUCAGAACCACGGACAGCUCCACAUUUUGACUUUGGUCAGCUUCGGCUUUCCCUUCUCGGUAAGGAAAAUUUUCCCCAGGAAGUUGAGAUUUCCACUAGGGAGGAGGGUGCUGGAAAGACAAGAUGCUGUAGACUGAAUUGAAAACGGUGCGAGGUCUUCCUGGGUCCUUUGGUCCAAGCCAGGACUGCCCACGUCCGGGCCCAUCUGGAACUGAUGUUAUCCGUAACAACUCCAAGCACCAUCCCUGGCGCUUGCCCCUAGAGGUAGCAGGCUGUAUUCCAUUCCCGGGGUCUUGUCCCUGGGGGGGAGUUCAGCUCCUCACCCCUGCCGCUCUUAGAGCUGUGAUUCUGUCAGUUCAUCUACAAUCAGUGCAUGUCCUUCGCUGACGUCAAUCGGAGCUGCCCCGUCCCUAUAUAAAUCUGGCAGCAGCCCCGGGACACUCCCCGAGUUCUCCAGGCACUGGCAACCGGCCCCGUGCUCCCAGACUCCGGUUCGGUUGGGACAGUGACUGAAGCUCUGCUACACCCCCGCGGCAACACACUCGGAGAAACCCGGCCCGGCAGCGGCGGCACCAACACCAUGAGGUGGCCAAGGCGCACCGCUCUGUUGGCAGCAUUGCUGCUUCUCUUAGUCCAGCUGCGCCCGGGCAGCGGCGGACGGGGUACUCUGGAGGCGAUGUCCCCCAGGGACAAAGGUCUGGAUCGGAGUUUGCGGUGGAGUCCCAGGAACCAGGCCGGGGGAGCCCGUGCCCUCCUCCUCCUCCUGACCGAGCGUUUCCCGCGUUUGGCCUCUGGGACAGGCACCCUGUCCUCACCCGUGAGCUAUCGGUCCAAGCCCAAACGGGACGAACCUUCUCUCUCCAUCGACCUGACCUUCCAUCUGCUGCGGACCCUGCUGGAACUGGCACGGACGCAGAGCCAGAGGGAGCGCGCUGAGCAGAACCGGCUCAUCUUCGACUCGGUGGGCAAGUGAACCCGGGCUGGCCAGCCUUGUUCUGCCGCCUUGGACCAAGAGGCGGCAUUGGGGGGCCAGUCCUGGAAGCCCCCCGGAACUGUGCGGGGCGUGGCCCAGUUCGGCUCCCUACUGCGGACGGUGUUUCUGUUUUCUAAUAAAA
Molecule: messenger RNA, 1411 nt
Organism: Phascolarctos cinereus (koala)
Lineage: Eukaryota; Metazoa; Chordata; Mammalia; Diprotodontia; Phascolarctidae
Gene: UCN
Product: urocortin
Biological process (GO): negative regulation of feeding behavior
Cellular component (GO): extracellular region
Molecular function (GO): hormone activity
Source: RefSeq, a predicted model, not a curated record